CUUGAUUUGAUAGGUUGACACUGCUGUCAGUCAGUCAAAAUCAAAAAACUCAAGAAAGAACAGCAUUUUUAUGGUGCCAUAUAUACUUGAGCACCAAAUAAAAUAAAUAUAAGUAAUUUAUUUAUAAGCACAAAUAAUGUGUAACUGUAAUAAAUAAGAACAACAAUACUUUAUUUAUUUCUAAUUUCUGGUAAAGUGAAAAUUAGUUGGCAAAACAAAAUGACGUCGCCUGGACCAUCGAAUUCCUUCCAGCAGUCAUCUGCUGCUGCGUCCGUCCAAGAGUUUAAGAUCCGUGUGCCGAAGAAUGUGAAGAAAAAAUACCAUGUAAUGAGAUUCAAUGCCACCUUGAACGUGGAUUUCGCAAAAUGGACGCACGUGAAAAUGGAACGUGAGAAUAACAUCAAGGAGUUUAAGGGACUUGACGAGGAUAUGCCAAAAUUCGGCGCUGGUUCAGAAUAUGGGCGCGACGUGCGCGAGGAGGCGCGGCGCAAGAAGUUCGGUAUCAUCUCCCGCAAGUACAAGCCCGAAGAUCAGCCCUGGAUACUCAAAGUCGGUGGCAAGACUGGCAAGAAAAUGGCCACCUUCCGCUUCUCCUCCGACCUGUCUAAACCUGAUGCCAGCAGAUACAGCUCCAGUCGCUGCCACCAUUUCCUCCACGCCUCCGCGUUGUUCGCGGUUGCCUCCGACGACAACUUAAGACACUCCAGACCGGCCACACGGCACCUCGUGUCGCCGACGUCUUCGAAAACAUUAGUAUUUACUAUUGUUUUGGUUGGUUUCAGGUAUAAUUUCCAACCCAUCCAGAGGUACAAAGCUCUGUCAGCCGAGGAAGCUGAUGAAGAGUUUGGAAGACGCAAUAAAGUGCUCAACUACUUCUCGUUGAUGUUCCGUAAACGCAUGCGCGGUGAUGACGCCGCGGAUGACGCCGACGACCCUGACGAGAAGAAGCUCAAAGGCUCUAAGGCUAAGAAAGAUCUCAAACUAUCGGAGAUGGACGAGUGGAUAGAUUCCGACGACGAUUCGUCUAAUUCUGAGAAUGAGAAGGAUAAAGACAAUGACAGCGACACCGGGUCCAAUAACAAGAAGAAGAAAAAGAAAGCGGCUGCAAAUAAGAAGAAGAAGAAAGUUGAGGACGAGGCUUUCGAGGAGAGUGAUGACGGAGACGAGGAGGGACGAGAGAGGGACUACAUAUCAGACUCCUCUGAGAGUGAAUCUGAUCACGAGACCAAAGCCAACAAAGAACUGAAAGGUGUGGCAGAAGAAGACGCGCUCAGAAAACUCCUGGCUUCCGAUGAGGAUUCGGAGGAAGAACAAGAGAACAAGGAGCAGGAAGAGGAACAAGAGGACGAGCCCACUAAGGAGGGAGAGGAGCGAGCCAGCAAACUCACCAAGAAGAAGAAGAACAAACCUGAUGAUGCCAAGAAAGACUCAAGCAGUGAGUUGAGUUCCGACUCCGACACGGACCCUGAAACUACUCCUGCAGUGAAGAAACCCAAGAAAUCCAAGAGCAAUGACAAGAGUGGACCCACCGCCAGUACAUCCGCGGCGGGCAGCGCCAACACGUCCCGGUCGGGCACGCCGACGCCGACGGCGGCGCAGGCCGCCGUGGCCGCCGCCAACGCCGCCAACACCAACAUGCCGCCCGCCAAGCGACCCAAACUCGACGCCUCCUACAGUGAAUGCGGUGUUACUGAAGAAGCAGUACGUCGCUACCUCGCCCGCAAACCGAUGACGACAACCGAACUCUUGACCAAGUUCAAAUCUAAGCGCACGGGGGUAAGCAGUGAUCGCCUCGUGGAGACCAUGACGCAGAUCCUGAAGCGAAUCAACCCCGUCAAACAGAACAUUAACGGGAAAAUGUACCUUAGUAUAAAGAGCACCUGAUUUAGCAAAUAUAUUGUAUUUUGUUUACCUAUAA
Spodoptera frugiperda (fall armyworm) is the source of this 1918-nucleotide messenger RNA. It is a transcript of the gene TfIIFalpha, whose product is annotated as general transcription factor IIF subunit 1. NCBI's taxonomy places the organism in Eukaryota, Metazoa, Arthropoda, Insecta, Lepidoptera, Noctuidae. Gene Ontology annotation, cellular component: transcription factor TFIIF complex; nucleus. Gene Ontology annotation, molecular function: DNA binding; TFIIF-class transcription factor complex binding; RNA polymerase II general transcription initiation factor activity. The record is from RefSeq and is a predicted model, not a curated record. Bases 220 to 1884 code for a protein of 554 amino acids. Gene Ontology annotation, biological process: transcription initiation at RNA polymerase II promoter; positive regulation of transcription elongation by RNA polymerase II. The transcript has 13 exons.